Molecule: messenger RNA, 1352 nt
Organism: Phyllostomus discolor (pale spear-nosed bat)
Lineage: Eukaryota; Metazoa; Chordata; Mammalia; Chiroptera; Phyllostomidae
Product: olfactory receptor 7A17-like
Exons: 2
Coding region: 196-1164 (322 amino acids)
Biological process (GO): G protein-coupled receptor signaling pathway
Cellular component (GO): membrane
Molecular function (GO): olfactory receptor activity; G protein-coupled receptor activity
Source: RefSeq, a predicted model, not a curated record
CACCUUCAACUGGACAGAACAUGAUUGUUGCCUUGGGAUUCCUAAGUCUGGUUGGGGACCAACACUUUACUCUUUUCUGUUGUCUUCUUUGGGGACAGAGUUUUGGUCUUCAUCAUCAAUGAUCCAGGCAGGAAUUCAGACUUCCACAAAAAGAAUUUCCACUCAAAGACCCCAUGCAGUUGUGAGCACAACUACAUGGUACGAGGCAAUGGUUCACAAAUUUCAGAGUUCCUUCUUCUGGGACUAUCAGAAGAACCAGAACUGCAGCCCAUCCUAUUUGGGCUGUUCCUCUGCAUGUACCUGAUCACUGUGUUGGGAAACCUGCUCAUCAUCCUGGCUGUCAGCUCAGACUCCCACCUCCACACCCCCAUGUACUUCUUCCUCUCCAACCUGUCCUUGGUAGACAUCUGUUUCACGUCUACCACCAUCCUGAAGAUGUUGGUGAACAUCCAGACACAGAGUAAAGCCAUCACCUAUGCAGGCUGCAUCACCCAGAUGUAUUUUUUCCUGCUCUUUGCGGGGUUGGAUGAUCUCCUCCUGACUGUAAUGGCCUAUGACCGCUUUGUGGCCAUCUGUCACCCCCUGCACUACACGGUCAUCAUGAACCCCCGACUCUGUGGACUGCUGGUUCUGAUGUCCUGGAUCACAUGUAUCCUGAAUUCCUUGUUAGAAAGCUUAAUGGUGUUGCAGCUAUCCUUCUGUCCAGAUGUGGAAAUCCCUCACUUUUUUUGUGAACUGAAACAGGUGGUCCAACUUGCCUGUUCUGACACCUUUCUUAAUGACAUGGUGAUGUAUCUUGGAGUUGGUCUGCUGGGUGGUGGUCCCCUGGCUGGGAUCCUUUAUUCUUACUCUAAGAUACUGUUCUCCAUACAUGGAAUGUCAUCAGUUCAGGGAAAGUAUAAAGCAAUUUCUACUUGUGCAUCUCACCUGUCAGUUGUCUCCUUAUUUUAUUGCACAAGUGCAGGAGUGUACUUUAGCUCUGCUGGUACCCACAGCUCACUCUCAAGUGCAACAGCCUCAGUGAUGUACACUGUAGUCACACCCAUGCUGAACCCCUUCAUCUACAGCCUCAGGAACAAAGACAUAAAGGGGGCUCUGAAAGGAUUCUUUGGGAUGGCAGCUAUAAAAAGACCAAUCAUCCUGGGUCUGAAAAAAUGCCCAUAAUUGCACAUAAUGUUGAAAACAUUAGAGCCAGAAAUUGCUAUUCUUUGAUUAGAUUGGAAAAAUCACGCUUUCUAUUUAAUGACUGGAAUUUCCAUUUUAUUAAAAUUUGAAAUUCCCUAUACAAUUUAAAAACUCACUUGAUUGAGCUUCCCGCUCUGUCUGAUAUAUGGACAGUUUUUCAUUUUUAA